Centropristis striata (black sea bass) is the source of this 4184-nucleotide messenger RNA. It is a transcript of the gene hnrnpd, whose product is annotated as heterogeneous nuclear ribonucleoprotein D. Bases 552 to 1457 code for a protein of 301 amino acids. Gene Ontology annotation, molecular function: RNA binding. Lineage: Eukaryota; Metazoa; Chordata; Actinopteri; Perciformes; Serranidae. Gene Ontology annotation, biological process: regulation of gene expression. The record is from RefSeq and is a predicted model, not a curated record. Gene Ontology annotation, cellular component: nucleoplasm. The transcript is spliced from 7 exons.
UUUUUUUUUUUUUUUUUUUUUAAAUUAAUUAAUUAAUUAAUUUUUAUUAUUAUUAUUUUAUUAUUAUUUAGUUAAACUCAGGAAUGUGUAAAGUCCCGGUCCACACUCCAUAUCAGUAGGUGGCGGUAAUACACCAAAAAGUUGUUUGUCAACCGCCAUAAAACAACACGAAGAAGAAGAAGAAGAAGAAGAAGAAGAAGAAGAAGAAGAAGAAGAAGCAGUAGAAGAAGAAGAAGAAAGAAGCUGCGAUGAAAACAAAUCACCUCUCAAACUGUAGCAACUGAGACUUAAUUUCGCCUUCAUUAAACACAUUUUAGCCUAAAAAUUCGAACUAACUUUAGUUUAACUGACUUCGAAAAAACAAAUACGUCGCUCUAAAUUAACGCCAAUAAGGUAACGUUACCGGCUAAUAACGAUAUAUAUGAGAUCAAAACAAUAUUAGCUAACCGCUAGCUAGCAUCAGCUGUCAGUUAGCUAACUAGCUUAGCUUAGCUUCUGCAGGGAAACUGACGUAGUUUGAGCUCAGCGACGACUUUUAGAAAGAAGAAACAAUGUCGGAGGAUUAUGAAUUCAGCGAUGAUCCGACCAUGAUGAGGAUGGAGGAGGACGGGGAGGCCAACAGCGAUGACCCGAUGUCUGCGGCCGGGGACGGGGGACAGCUGGGGGGCGAGGCCGAGGGCUCCAGGAUAGACGCCAGUAAAAACGAGGAGGAUGAGGGGAAGAUGUUUGUAGGAGGACUCAGCUGGGACACGACUAAGAAGGACCUGAAAGAUUACUUCUCCAAGUAUGGCGAGGUCGUAGACUGCACCUUAAAGCUGGACCCCAUGACUGGCCGUUCGAGGGGCUUCGGCUUUGUGCUCUUCAAAGAACCUGAAAGUGUUGACAAGGUUGCCACACAGAAGGAACAUAAACUCAAUGGAAAGGUCAUUGACCCCAAAAAAGCCAAGGCCAUGAAGAGCAAGGAGGCGGUGAAGAAGAUCUUUGUUGGCGGUCUCUCUCCAGACACUCCGGAGGAGAAAGUCCGAGAGUACUUUGGUGCCUUUGGAGAGCUGGAGUCAAUUGAACUUCCCAUGGAGAACAAAACAAACAAAAGGAGAGGCUUCUGCUUCAUCACAUUUAAAGAGGAGGAGCCAGUUAAAGGCAUCAUGGAGAAAAAGUACCACAAUAUUGGACUAAGUAAGUGUGAAAUAAAAGUGGCAAUGUCCAAGGAAGAGUACCAGCAGCAGCAGUACUGGACACGCAGAGGUGGAUACUCGUCCAGGUCUCGAGGAAGAGGCGAUGGUCCCAAUCAGAAUUGGAACCAGGGUUAUGGCAACUAUUGGAAUCAAGGCUAUGGGAAUUAUGGCAAUUAUGGUUACAGUAAUCAAGGAUAUGGAGGCUAUGGUGGCUAUGAUUACCCUGGUUACAACAACUAUUAUGGAUACGGUGACUACAACAACUUUGUACCACACUUGUAGAUCAAUCUGGUGGAUAUGGCAAGUCGCCACGGCGUGGUGGUCACACCAACAGUUACAAGCCGUAUUAACGGAGGAAAACUCUUCCUUAAGUAGGUAUGUAAAGACAAGAAAUGCACCUUUUACCUUUAAACUUUAAAGUAGUUAUAUUUACUUUGCUGUUUGGUAACAUUAUGUAUAAUUUCCUCUUGUAAAUUUCUUUUUCUCAGCACCCUCAAGUGCUUUACAGUAGUGGUAACAUAGAGGCUACACUGUGAUUAUUUUAACAGCUGGCCUUCUGCUGCCUCUUUUGCACCUUUUUUUUUUUUUUAAACUGUAAAGUUAACAGGUAAAGUACUGCUACUACAGUAAAUGGAUACCAAAAGUUAAGGAUGUGCAAGGAAAAAAAACAGAAAAGGAAGUAUGUUGUCUCCUAACUCUGACAUACCUUGUUUGUACCUGCCAGCGGAGCUUCCUUGCAGGCCAUGAGCUGACUCCCAGAUACUCUCAGGGCCCGCUCAAUGCGGACCGGGUACGAGAAGCAUACGCUCUCGAAUGCUGCCAUUUGGUAUGGUCUUACAACAUCCUGUAUCAGCAUUUCUAAACUAAACAAUAUGGGACACGUCCAGCUUUGUCAUCUUUCUUUCCAUUUUAAUUUCUUUGCAACUGUUUGUAAUGUAAAAAAACUUAAAAUAUACACAUGUAAUUGUCAUUUUUUACAGGCCCUUUUUACUCCCCCACAAGUAAUGAUUGAUUUAUAAAUAUGAAAGAAUAACUAUUUGCUUUUCAAAGGAUACGAUCUCUGGACUUUCCAGUUCCUAUUGUUAAUAUAUGCAUUUCUAAUCUUUAUCUAAAAUGCUUGUUUCUUUAUUUAGCUCUUGUAGCCAGUAGUCCAUGAGCUAAAACCUGGUUCGUAUUUGGACGAGACUGUGUUGUUGGGGGGAUAAAGUGCUUUACUUUGUCUACAUGUAUUGCUCUGUUUUGUGUUACUGACAGCGAUGGAAAAGACUCCUCCUUUUGUUAAUUUUCCUGUAACAAAUUUUCCCUUUUAUAACCUUCUGUAAAACAAGAAGUUUCCAGAAAUUUGCAUGUAAUGCUUUUCUUUAAUGUGUAUUUUUUUGACCAAUCGAAGGUUUCUUCCAUUAAGUAUUUUGACUUCUUCGAUUUAUUGCACCUCAGGAUUUCUAGCUUAUGGACUAACUUUUUUUUAACUGUAAAAAAUGUUAAAAUAUUUCUUCUCAGUUUUGUUUUUUCUUAUUGCUUUUGACAUUAUAAACACGGGGGAUUCCUUUUUUCAUUUAUUUAUUCAUAAUUUAACAGUUCUCUGUUCAACUAUGGCUGAUUUGUGUCUGUUUGUUUCCCGUAGGUGUCAGAGUGAUGAAAGGCAGCCGUGGGCUGGUGGAGCAUUGGCCAGAGAGAUGAUACGAUCCAGCAAAGAUCACUAUCUGAUCAUAAGAGAAAUAUGAAGAGAGCACUUUGACCUACAGUACAUUUCUUCUAUAUUUACCGGAGUAUUUGUUGUAUCUUCAAAGUUUUUGGUGUUUUGCAUUUAUUUAGAAAAAGCUGCAAAGCUUUGGGCUGUUUGCUUUCCCCCGUCCCUUCUUGUUUUUGUACUUAAAGGGUUAGUGAGGAUUUGUUGAAGUGGUUAUACUGGUUAUACUUUGUUUCCAUCUUCAGUCAGUCUGACAGAUUUCUGUGGGGGAGAGGAAUUGGAUUUUCCUUAACCAAUCUGUCAUCUGAGUCUGCUAACUGGAAUGUGAUAAGUAAUUCAAUCAUGCGGCUCUUUUAAAUAAGUUAUCUGUCAAAAUUGAAGACUAAAAAAAUAUUAAUAAGUCAUUUUGUGAGGGUUGCAAACGUCAAAACAAUUAAACCACGUUCCCCCUAUGCCUUAACUACAAGUUCACCCAACUUGGCUGUGAUUGGCCAAUGAGCCCAGACCCAGAUCAGGCACACAGCUGAUCAGUUUGAAAAUUAAACUGGCUCAGUUUGAAAAUUAAAACAAUCUGUAGGUGUGAGGCAACAGCCACUACUAGAUUAACACACCUGUUGGGGCACAAUUGCAUACUGGGUAUUGUACACUGCAAAAAAGCCAACUUGUAUUUUUUGGGCCUAAAACAGUGAUUUAAGUUGGUAAAACUUGGAAAUAUAAAUGAUUGACAUUUAGGACAAUAAUGUAAGUUAGCACAACAAAGGAAGCCAGUUGUCUGCUCAAAAACAAGUUGGUGAGUUGUUGUUACUUAUAUCUUUAAGUUGGGGUUCACAACAAGGGACAAUAGUUCUGAUAACUCUUAUUUCUUUGUUGGGAAAUUCGGUCAUUAGCGAAAGCUAGCGGCUAACUGAUGCUAGCGGCUAACUGACGCUAUCGGCUAACUGAUGCUAGCGGCGCUGCUUGUUACAGCUACAAGAGUAGCCAUUAGCGUAUCAAUGCUAACUCAAAAAUAUUUAGUUUGAUUGUCCAACUUAAAAUUUUAUCGAAGUUUGUUGCCUUGAAAUUUUGAGUUCACCCAACUUUUCUUUUUUUGCAGUGUAAUAACCAUUAAUUAACAAGUAAUAAGGCCCUUGUAAGUCCUGUGAUUGGUCAAAUCAAAAAAACAUUCUUGACAGGUGAUCCACCCGCUCUAAAGUCUCCGUUCUGCAUAGAAACCCUCCACAACUUUUCUGUGCACCCAAGGGCCGGUAAAGAGAGAGUUUGUUUGUAUGUUUUUGUUUGUUUUUAUGACCCAAACCAGUUUUCUCCCUGCAGGCCAGAGG